AUGGCCGCCGGGAGCAAAAACCGCGAACGAGCCGCCUUUGCUCUCAAUAUUCCGCACGCUGCCCACGGCCGCGGCGCCGCUGUUUACAUUCCGCACAGUAGCCGGCGCUGCCUGCCCUCGAGGGCCGCUCUCGGCUCAGCUGCCGUUCCUACUUCAGCCACGACACGCCUGCAUCGCCACCACAGAGCGGCAGUGGGCAUCGCCGCCCCGUGCCGCGCCAGAGAUUAUUUACGUCAUAAUCAGCAGCAGUUGGCCGCCUCUGCUACUGGCAGCGGUAUUCUUUACGAGCCAGCCGGCAGCCAGAGGCGAGUAUCACCUGAGUCAAUUGCGCUCGGUUCUGAAAUCGACUCUGCCAGUAGCCGUCGUGAACUCGUUCUUCUAGUGGGGCGCACAGUUGCAGACUGGCGCGGUUGGCAGCGACUGACCGCCGGCCCCCGCUGUGUUGCAGAGGUGCUGCUCGGGGGCGGCGAGGUGCCGCGGCUGCCGGGGGGCGGCGCGCUGGCGCACCACCACCCCCACCCGCCCCCGCCGCCCGUGCGCUGCACGCUGCGGAAGCACAAGCCCAACCGCAAGCCGCGCACGCCCUUCACGACGCAGCAGCUGCUGUCGCUCGAGAAGAAGUUCCGCGAGAAGCAGUACCUGUCCAUCGCCGAGCGCGCAGAGUUCUCCUCCUCGCUGCACCUCACCGAGACGCAGGUGAAGAUCUGGUUCCAGAACCGCAGGGCGAAGGCGAAGCGACUGCAGGAGGCGGAGAUCGAGAAGCUGCGGCUGUCGGCGCGGCCGCUGCUGCCUCCGUCGUUCGCGCUCUUCGGCCCUCCGCCCCCGCACGCGCCACACGCCCCGUUCUUCGCUGCGGCCGCGAUGGCGGCUGCGGCGGCGGCGGCCGGGGCCGGAGGCGGCGCCGGCGGGGGCGUCGCUGGGGGCGGCGCGAUGCUGCGGCCGCCGCACGCGCCCGGACUCGGGGGCGGCAUCUUCGGCACGCAGCCGCACUGA
Messenger RNA from Schistocerca gregaria, 993 nucleotides. RefSeq names its product homeobox protein MSX-1-like. Gene Ontology annotation, cellular component: nucleus. The record is from RefSeq and is a predicted model, not a curated record. Gene Ontology annotation, biological process: regulation of transcription by RNA polymerase II; embryonic morphogenesis. Bases 1 to 993 code for a protein of 330 amino acids. The transcript is spliced from 4 exons. Gene Ontology annotation, molecular function: DNA-binding transcription factor activity, RNA polymerase II-specific; RNA polymerase II transcription regulatory region sequence-specific DNA binding. NCBI's taxonomy places the organism in Eukaryota, Metazoa, Arthropoda, Insecta, Orthoptera, Acrididae.